UCUCCCGCCCCCAGAGCAGCGGCUCCGUCUGCAGGAACCGCCGGGCAACGCGGAGACACAGAGCAGCGGCACCGUCUGCAGGAACCACCGGGCAACGCGGAGACACAGAGCAGCGGCUCCGUCUGCGGGAACCGCCGGGCAACGCGGAGACACAGAGCAGCGGCUCCGUCUGCGGGAACCGCCGGGCAACGCGGAGACACAGAGCAGCGGCUCCGUCUGCGGGAACCGCCGGGCAACGCGGAGACAGACCCUUCGGCCCAACUCGUCAAUGCCGGCCAACAUGUCCUAUCUACACUAGUCCCACCUGCCCGCAUUUGGCCCAUAUCCCUCUAAACCUGUCCUAACCAUGGACCUGUCCAAAUAUCUGUUGCAGUUUCUGCCACAACUAGCUCCUCUGGCUGUUUUUUCCACACACCCACCACUCUCUGUGUAAAAAGUUGUCCCUCAGUUUCCUAUUAAAUAUUUCCCCUCACCUUAAACCGAUGUCCUCUGAUUUCCCCUACUCUGGGUAAAAUACUGUGCAUUCACCCCGUCUAUUCCCCCUCAUGAUUUUGUGGACCUUUAUAAGAUCACCUCUCCUGCACUCCAAGGAAUAAGGUUCCCUAUCUUUCAAUAGCUCAGGCCGUCAAUCCUGACAAUGUCCUUGUAAAUCUCCACUGCACCCUUUCCAGCUUAUCAUGCGAGACUAGUCCAAAAUAUGAAGUGCUUGUGGCAAACUGCUGGUGAAGGGAGGCAGAGAGUGACCCGUGGUGUGUUAAGGUGCUUGGAUCCUCUAUAUUGAUUAGGAAGUGAAUGUAGAAAGCAUGUUCUUGAAGUUGGUGGUGGUAUGGGUAUCAAGGGUAAUUUUCAGCGACAACGUUAAUGAUAUGAUGGUCAGAAUAUGGCAGAUGGAAUAUAAUCCUAAAAAUGGAAGUGAUACCUUUAGCAACAUUAAUAAAUCAAGAGCAUACUAAUGUGUGUGAGGAAUGAAGGGUGUAUUGAGGAACAGAAAACUUGCCCAAGGCUCCUGAGGCAACAGUACAGGUCUCAUUUCAUAGACCCCCACCCUCUGUGUGGAAUAGGUAAACUGAUAUGUAAUUGUGCAGCAAAUAAAUACUGCUGAUUUUGAAAAGUGGAAUGUUUGAUUUGUUUAUUUUUUGUGCUUCUAUAGAUUUGUGAUAUUUAUCAUCUGAUAAAUAUGAAUGAAUGGAAGGAAAACAAACCUUUAGAUUGGGAGAAAUAUCUGAACAAAGAAGUGAAAGUAACAGCAGAUGAAAAAAACACUUACCAGGGUUGGGUCUUCACUGUUGAUCCUGUUUCAGGAAGCAUUGUUCUGGUGAACUUUGAGGCCGCUGGGAAGGUGUCUGUUGUGACUGUUAUGGGCCACGCGAUCCAAGCAGUGGAGCUGAUCAACGAGGGAGAGACCAACACCACGGAGAAACUGUCCUCCCUGUUCAUGCCGGCGCCCUCUAGAACUUACAGCAGCGAGGAGCUCCAACACCGGAAAUGCCGCCUGAAGUCUUGGCUGGAGAAGAAUCUGAUUCCUGUCAGGGAGCAGGGGGAGGAGAGCCACCUGCUGUGUGUAGCUGGCGUGCUGACUGUUUCCCCACCCUACAACCCUGAGGACUGCAACAGCUCCAACGAAAUCAUCUUAUCCAGAGUUCAAAGCCUCAUCAACUGCAACCCAGAAGCUGCUCACAAAAAUGAAUGACGAGGGAUUGAUCUCUCUGGUAAAACGUCUGAAUUCCAUCUUGGCAGUUGGAAAGUUCAAGAAAUUCAGCAUUGGUAAUCUCCGGGCUGGAGCUCAAGGGAAAGGAGGGAUUGUAAAUUGUUGUAAAAAUGCAGCUGGUUCACUGCUGCCCUGCAUAGGAGGUGAUCAGUCACCCUCAGCGCUUGGCCCUGCACCAGUUCCACACUCACCCACGUGGCUGGCUGCUAACUGCCCUCUCCAUUCAGAGACAGGCACAGGCACACGACCGAUGCCAGCGUGGCUCGCGACAACUCACAUCCCAUGGACAAAUAGACAAUAAAAGUUUCCAAACACCGAUAA
Messenger RNA from Leucoraja erinaceus (little skate), 2029 nucleotides. It is a transcript of the gene gemin6, whose product is annotated as gem (nuclear organelle) associated protein 6. Gene Ontology annotation, cellular component: SMN complex; nucleus. Lineage: Eukaryota; Metazoa; Chordata; Chondrichthyes; Rajiformes; Rajidae. The transcript is spliced from 2 exons. The record is from RefSeq and is a predicted model, not a curated record. Gene Ontology annotation, biological process: spliceosomal snRNP assembly; spliceosomal complex assembly. The coding region runs from base 1178 to 1690 and encodes 170 amino acids.